Pollicipes pollicipes is the source of this 1299-nucleotide messenger RNA. RefSeq names its product gametocyte-specific factor 1 homolog. The record is from RefSeq and is a predicted model, not a curated record. Lineage: Eukaryota; Metazoa; Arthropoda; Thecostraca; Pollicipedomorpha; Pollicipedidae. Bases 721 to 1299 code for a protein of 192 amino acids. The transcript has 5 exons.
UAAAGGCGUCCUUCUCGAAGUGUCCCUGGCACUCGGUGACACGUGAAGCCCCUGUCAUUUGUAUUAUGAUCAGUUCUGUGUGGGUUGUAAUUAACACAAGGGCUGUGACGCGUGCAUGGCCGAGAGCCAGACACCAUCCGGUCCAUCUCAGGACUCCAGGCCACCUGACGACGUUCGGAGAAUUAACUGGCCGAAAUGUCGUGCGCAUGUUAACAAACCAGACGAGGACGAUACAGCGCGCAACAUGGGCAGUGGCCAGGAGCUCUCCAUAAUCAGCUGAGUUACGCAGUUGCAGCCCCGCCCCCUGGCUACGUACCGAUGCCGUCGAGCGAAAGCGCCCUUCUUUCCGAUUACGCUGUGCUUGCGCAGCAUCCCGAGGAAGAAGCGCCGUUGGUCUCGGUAUGAGCCAGCGAUGAGAAGCAAAUGAUGGGCGUGUUGCCCGUCGUUGAAAGGGGCCCACGGCGUCCGGCUCCGGAAUCGCAGAGCAUUUUCGUGAAUUUUAGCACGCUUUACAACCGAAGCUGAGCGUAACGUUACGUUGUCCAGAACCUUGCAUAAAAUAUGUUUUCUGUUGCAUGGCAUGCGUUAUGUGAUGUGCUUGAAGGUAGUCGAGUGACCUUGACUAGUAUGAUCCCGCCUUACCGAACGUGACAAAUGGCAAUUUUGAAAUGCAGGGAAUGGUAGCGAAAUCGUGACGCAAACCGCCGGGACAAGGAUACCAUGUUUCAUAUCCCGAAAGAAAUGUUCACGUGCCCCAUUAACAAAUCCCACCGAGUUUCGGGGCUAAAAUACGAGCUGCACACCAUAAGGUGCGCCAAGCAGACGGCCGGUCGUGACGUCAAAUUCUGCCCGUUCAACGGGAAACACAUCGUCGACGUUGCCAAGUUCUGGCAUCACCUGGAGCACUGCCCGGACAAGGACAGGGUGGACCGAUAUGUCAGGCACGCACUGGAAGAGAUGCGAGCCGUGCGGCGGGCGGAGCCGGUGGAGACGGCGCCGGGCCUGCGCUUUUCUGGGCCGGACGAGAGCUGGGACGACUGUGGUGACACGCCGCGGCGUGGCUCCUACGACCCGCAGCUGGCCACCGCCAACAGAGAUAUCUUCAGGUUCCCACAGGGACCGAUGAGCAAGUCUGAGCGUCGCCAGUUUCGCAGCGAGGCAGUGGCUCGUCUGCGUGCCAUACAGCGCGACAAGGCAGCGGCGGCCGAGGCGGCGGCGUCUUCAGCAGCGGCGUCUUCAGCAGCGGCGUCUACGGGCUCGGCGCUGACGCCGCGCCAUCAGCUGGGCAGGGUUAAGUGA